Zingiber officinale is the source of this 1048-nucleotide messenger RNA. RefSeq lists its product as uncharacterized. The record is from RefSeq and is a predicted model, not a curated record. The transcript has a single exon. Bases 1 to 987 code for a protein of 328 amino acids. NCBI's taxonomy places the organism in Eukaryota, Viridiplantae, Streptophyta, Magnoliopsida, Zingiberales, Zingiberaceae.
AUGAGGGACUUCGCUUCCUGCAUCGGCAACCACGCCGUCACCGUCUCCUACUGCAGCGGCGGCGGCGGCACUGGCAGCGGCCGCAGCGGCACUGGCAGCAGCGGCUGCGGCGGCACUGGCAGCAGCGGCGGCACUGGCAGCAGCGGCAGCACCGCCUCCGUCGUCGUCGACCACGCUGGCUCCGCCCUCAUCGCGGUCACCUGCUUCUAUCGCGCUACGCUCUUCACCCUAAGGGAGGUCCUUCUCCGGGUCACCUGGUCCCAUGCCAACGCCGGUCCCUUACUCUCGGUCGCCGUCGACGACGACUCCACCUCGGCCCGCCCUCGGGAGCCCAAUGCCUUGGAGUUUUCCCAUCCGCUGACCGAGAAGAAAGGCACCCGCUCCUGUUUCUCCGGCCCCUGCGCCGUCGCCCUUCACUGGGACAUCUCCGCCGCUCGAUACGAGUCGGGCCCCGAGCCCGUCGACGGCUUCUACGUCGUCGUCGUGGUGGACUCGCAGAUCGCGCUAUCGCUCGGCGAUUUGAGCAGGGACUUCGUCGCCGAGUUCGGGGACGCGCUUCCGCUCGCGCGAUGCUCGACGAUUUGCCGCAGAGAGCAAGUCCUCGGUCGCCGCCUCUACUACUCCACCAAAGCGCGGUUCUGCGACGGCGGUUCCGAUCACGAAAUCACCAUCCGGUGCAAGGGGUACGGAUGGGACGCCGACGACUCUGAGCUGUCGGUGUCGGUCGACAAGAAGCCGGCGGCGCACGCGAGGAACCUCCGGUGGAACUUCAGAGGGAACCAGACCGUCUUCGUCGACGGAUAUCCGGUGGACGUGAUGUGGGAUGUCCACGACUGGUGGUUCGGCGACUCCUCCGGCCAAGCCGUGUUUUUGUUUCGCCGUCGGAGCACGCCGGAAAGCAGACUGUGGCUAGAGGACGAGGCACUGAACGCCGAGCAGGGGAUUUCUGGCUUCUCCCUGUUGAUCCGAGCCUUCAGGAGCCCUUGAUAUCAAAAAAACAAACUCUUUUACAUCAUUUGUUUUAUUAUGAAGAAUGAAAAUAAGAUUC